GAUAUUGGCGUAGAAGACAUAGACGACUCACCUCAAAAACAAAAACGGCCUAUAAGACAACAGAAAGUGCCGCCUCAACAUCAAACUAGUAAUAAUUUAAGAAAAAACAUGACAGAAUCUUCACAGUCCUAUGAUGCUCGUAUUCUUACCAAACGACAAAGGGCUAAAUUAGACGAAAAUUAUGAUUUAGACUUGCUUCAACUUCCAAUGGAACCAAUGAAAAAAAAACAACUGACCGAGGAAGAAAUGCUCCUGAAAAAAUCUGAAAUUGCACGAAGAAGAAAGCACCAAAGCAUUCAACGUGCUGAGCAAGACAAGAUGGACACAAUUAAUCGUCUUUUAAAAAAACAAGCAACUAAAAAAAGAUCAAAGGAUCAGGACGAAACCGAUAGUAUUAAUAAAGAUGAUAGUAGUACAAAUUCACUUAUACCAAUUACAUUUCAUUAUGUUGCUAACAAAGAUGGUU
Messenger RNA from Scutellospora calospora, 466 nucleotides. The record is from the annotation of a GenBank genome assembly. NCBI's taxonomy places the organism in Eukaryota, Fungi, Glomeromycota, Glomeromycetes, Diversisporales, Gigasporaceae.